AUGAAGAGGUACGGCGCAAGCAAGGGUAGCUCGCCGCCGGAAAAGAAUCAGGAGCGUAUGGCGCGUUGGUUGGUUGCCUAUAGACCACCACAGACGGGGCCCUAUGGGGCUAAUGUUCAGCCGGGGUUGCGGGGCAAAUAUAAAAAAAGUGGUGCACAUAUCCCAUACUUACGAAAACGAGGAUUAAACAUGCAAGCUGCUACCAGCCCUCGUAAAAAGCUAAAGAGUCCACAAGAGUUUGUCGUCAAUCCGAAAACCUCAAUCACGUGUACAAAUGUUCCGGAUUCUCUAUUAGAAGGCGCUGCAGCCAAAAAACACUUUAGCAAGUUUGGCCGGGUGCAGAAGAUAAGAUUGGUACCUAAGCGGCAUAUGUGUAUUAUUGAAUAUGAUCAACCAAGUUCCAUAGAAAAAGCUGUGCUGAAUGCUGGUGCUUAUGAUGGAUUCAUGUUUGAUGUCACUCGCAGUAAGGCUAAGAUGAGGAGACGAAGCAGCACUAAGAAAGAAGAUGAUCCAGACUGGGUCCCUGAUUCAGAUGUUGAGGAGGAACUGUCUGCUAUGGGUGCUACUCCAACAUACAGAGUGACUCGACAGAAAUCAAUGGAUGUUGAACCUGAACCAAAACCUAAAAUGAGAAUAACAGCAAAACCUUUAAAGCAAAUGCCAAUAAAGAAAACUGUUCCAAUUCGAGCAAAGAAGCCUGUUGUUACACAGCCAGUCAGUGUGGUGGAACCCCCAGUGGCGGUGGUGACUACACAAACAACCAUGACUACUGCAGAAGCUGCCACAGAACUGUUUCAACUGCGCUCAAAGAUAUCAACCACUCCAGAUGAUAAAUGGAGAAUAUUGGAUGCAAGAGACAGAAUCUUGCGUGCUUGGGGCGGUGCUGGUUCCCGUAUUAAAGUAGGAGGCGCCACUAUUGGAACUUGUCAGGAUAUGUGUCCAGAAAAGGAAUUAUUACAAAGGCAAUCAGAACACCAGGUAAUGACUCUAGAAACCGUGUUGGAUUCCGAUGGCGAGUUGGAGCCGUGCCGGGCCGUGAAACAAUACAGCCGGAGUUCAGCCGACCAGGAGAUACCAAUGUGUUAUGAAUUGAGGCCAGCAGGAGUGCUCAUGCGCACCUGCGCUUAUCUGUUGCAUGAAAUCGCUGAUACUAAACGACAGGUCUCGUUGGCCGAUUGGUUCCAUUUCAUGUGGGAUCGGCUUCGUGGCAUCAGAAAGGAUAUAACCCAGCAGGCGCUGUGUUGUGCAGAGUCGAUUUGUUUGGUGGAAAUGUGCGCACGAUUUCAUGCACACUGCGCUGCACGGCUUGCGGACCUCGAACAUACUCAGUUCGACCAAAAACUGAACACUGACAAUCUCACAAAAUGCCUACAAACAUUAAAACACAUGUAUGCUGAUGUGGGCCCAGAACAAAAACCAAGAGAAGCAGAGUUUAGAGGAUAUGUCGCUCUACUCAACUUAGGUGAUGCAAAUUUCUGGUGGGAGAUCAAACAGUUGCCAAUAGAAAUACAGAAAUCAAAACCUAUAAUCUUCGCAAUCAAAGUAUUCAAUGCUAUUGACAAUAAUAACUACGUGAGAUUCUUCCGACUAGUGAAAGAAGAAGCGAACUACCUUCAAGCGUGUAUUCUGCUGCGGUACUUCAAUGAUGUUCGUGCGCGAGCUCUCGCUAGAAUAGUCAAAGCGUACGCUCCUAGAGGAGGGUCUCGAUACCCCGCCGAGGAUAUGAUGAAUUCACUUGCAUUCGAAACCAUAGAGAAUUUGAAAUCAUUCAUCAAUCACUAUGGGCUGAGAUUCGCUAGAACUGAGGACAGUGACGGCGAAGUGACAAUCAUACUGGAUAGAAAUCAGUUCAUUGAAGACAGUGAUCCUUACCCCAUCUCAAGAGCCAUUAACCUUAUUGAAUCUAAAAGAAAACUUUCAGUUGGUGAAAUAAUAGCUGGUGGACAACUCCCGGAUGCCGGAUAUAGUCGUCACACUUUAUAUACAAGUUUUAAUUCCGAUGGCAGAUUAAAAGAAAGUGCGCUAACUGCUGAUGACCAAGGCUACAACACCUUGAAUGAUAGCAACAAAGAUAUACAAUCUCUAAAGGCAGAGAUUCAAAAGCUAUGUCAAGGAAAAGCAAUUGUUAUGGAUAAACCCCCAGAGAACAAAAUUAAUGUUUUCGCUAAACCAGAUAUUAUAUCUACGAGCCCUAAGCAGGUGCCUAAAUUCAGUGCACCUGCUAAUCCAAUCUUUAUGAAACCGCCACCAUCCACUGAAAAUAAACCAUUUUUGUUUAAACCUGCGAUCCCAGUCGCAUCAUCAGACAUCAUAAAGAAUUCUCCUGAAAAAAUAUUCAGUGAGGAUACUAAAAGCAUAUUUUCCUUUUCUAAACCUCAGGAAACGCCAGUAACGAAUUUAUUUACUGGAAAAGAAACAGUCAAACGCUUGUUCGAAGCCACCAGUGUCCCAGAGACAAAUAACAUAUUUGGCAAAAUUAACAAAGUUCCAAAUGCCCAGCCUGUGUUUAGAGGGAAGAUAGAUGAUAAGAACUUAUUUAAAAAACCAGAGGAAAAUUCAGUUUUCCAACCGCAAACACAAGUAAAGCCUUCAGGGCUGUUUACUGGCACAGCAUCCAAAAAUUUGUUUGCGCCCAAUGAAGAUAAAAGUGGCCAAAAACAAUCAUUGUUUACCAACAAAAGUAUAUUUGCCACUAAACCCGAUGCAGGCGGUUUUGAAAAAGGAGGAAACAUAUUUAAUAAGCCUGUUCCACCUUCAGCAAGUGAAGAAAAGCCUCCAAGCAUAUUUGGUGGUUUUGGUAAACAAACGAAUGUUUUUGCCAAACCUUCUAAUUCUGAAGAUCAGACAAAACCUAAUUCAAUAUUUACUAAUGGUGAAGCUACAGCUGGUAAGUUGUCUCCAACUAGCGUUUUCAAAAGUGCUAUUUUACCACCAAAUGGGACUGAUACUAAGAACUAUUCUAUAUUUCCAAGUAAAAACAAAGCUCAGACUGUAGCAGAUAAUAUACUGAGUUCUAUAACAAAUGAAGCUCAUUCGAUUUACGAUUUCAAUCAAAAUGAGGACGAAGAACAAAAACAGGCUGAACUUCAACGUCUUAAUGCUGAGAGAAUAAGAAAGGAAGAAGAAAGGCAUUUGCAAGAAAAAAUAAGACAGGAGGAAGAAAUGAGAAAACAGGAACUGCAGCGCCAAGAAGAAGAAAGACGCAAAGAAGAAGCCCGGAAAAGACAGGAAGAAGCGCGAAAAAGACAAGAAGAGCUUCGCCUGCAGGAGGAACAACGAAGAAAAGAAGAACUAAGAAAACAAGAGGAGCUAAAGAGAAAACUAGAAGAAGAGAGGAGGGCAGAAUUGAAACGAAAAGCUGAAGAAGAAAAAUUGUUUAAGGAAAGAGUUGAAAAAGAGUCAAUAGAACUUGUUGAAGAAUUAAUCGAUGAAGUUAACAAUCCCACCGUUACUAGUAUAUUGAGUGAGGAAUUGGACAAGUUUGACAGUUUGAUGCGGUUUGCAAAUACAGUAAGCGAUGAAAUAUUAUUGAAUAUGUCUACCGAGAUUUGUGAGUCAGAAUUGAAAGCCGAAAUAUUUUUAACCAAACGAAUUAUGAGAAAAUGGUUUUAUGUAUGGAGGAAACAUUAUGCAAGGAACAUUAAAAGACGAAGUUUAUUAGAAGACACGCCUGUUUGGCUACCUCAACAUACACCAUUGGAAGAAGCUUCAUAUUUGAAACGGUUGGUUCAAAAUGCCGCUCUGAGCAACAUGAAUGCUAUUCACAGAGGCUAUAAAUUUGCUGGAGAGCUUCGACAAUUACCUACCCCCGAAAAAUAUAAUAUUAUGGAAAUCAUAAGAUCACCUCUGCUGAAGAGAAUGAAGCAAAUAAGUUAUCCAUAUGAUAAAUGUUUCUUUUGGAAAGUAGCUGUGGUUUCUCCUGGAGCUAACAAAUGGCUACAUCGUAAGAUAAACAUUGAAAAAUGGUUGUUCGAUGUUUUCAGUGAUCACAAACAACAUGAAGUAUCUAAUACCCUGAUGCAUGUAAGUAAACAGUCAUGGAAUCAUUUGAUGGACUUUGCUAUAUCUGUUAGUUUAACAGGCCGAGAUAAAGGAAUCGAUGGUACAGAGGCCAUGGAAGGUGCAAAUGCCCUUCUGUUCUAUGCAACAGAAUUUGACAAUGAUCUCAUUGAAACAAUAAAUGUUACACUCAAUCACAAAUACCCAUACCAAGUGGUCCCAGUCGCCGUUAUAAUUCCGGAACUGGAUGAUGUGCAACUGCAAUUAGAUACAAAUUUGUCAAAUCUUGUAAGGAACAAUGUAAUAUCAGCAUAUAAGAUCUUUGUAAUAGAUUCACAAAAUGUAUUCGAUUCUUUGAAUGUGUCUUCUAAAAGUGCAAUGAAAUGGUUGGCGAAGAAAUAUCCAAAGAUACCACCACUAGAAAUCGAUCACUUGAAAUCUAUUUGCCAGAGGUACCUUGGUAAUGAGAUAUGGUGCAGAUUGAGGUUGGAAAAAGAUACGCGUAUGUCCACUGUUAUUAAAGACCUAUACAAAUUGGUGAAAUGUUACAACGCUGCUGUGGAUAAUCUGACAAGUGUCAUCACAAAUGAAGAUUUAUUUAAUUAUUCAUCAUUUCCUUUGGAGUUUCAACCUUACUUGGACACUACAUCUCCUUAUCCAAAACCAUACGAGUUUAUACCAAGUAGUGCGAAAACUUCAGAUAACAUUUCGGCAAUUAAAAGGAUCAUGAACCAACUUAAAUUGCCAGACCCAUCACUGAAUUUUAGACCACUGAAUGCAAUAAGCAUGCAGGAGCAGAUGAAUAGCUACUGCAACCAAAUAGGUUGGUUUGAAAACCCAGAAGAAGUGGUAUGUAGGGUAGUAGCUGUGCUACCUAAAGAACUUUCAGACAUAAGCAUGCCAUGUGAAGAUUUCAACAAAUAUUUUGCUCACUAUAAUCUCAUAGACUUUAUGAACAUAAUUGUUUACGAAAAAAUUAAUAGACUGAAUAAUUUUGAAAAUAGAUUUGCUAUUUAUGAGAAACCUGCUUUAGAAAAUUAUCGCAGUGCAUUAUGGAUUUAUGAGAUAAGCGCUAUAAGUGAAAUGAAGCACAAAGCUAUAGAGUAUGAAGAUGAUAUUGAUUUUUAUAUUGAAGCCAAGCGACGUAAAAUAGAACUAGAUUCACUAGAUUACCUUAUGUUAGAAGACAAGGAUCGCACUUUAGUUGAUGAAAGUCUAAAGGAGAAAGAUAAAGAUAUAACCAAGUACAAUGAUUGUGCAGAAGCUGUCGAACAGCUGGAACGCCAAAUAGAGGAAGAGAAGAAGAAAUCAUUAGAAUUUGAAAAUUACCUGAGAGCUGCAUUGGGCGAGUUUGAUUAGGAUGUAUUUUUGUAUUGAAAUUAACAAUUCAUUUGAUGCAUUAAUAAAAUGAUUGAUUUUUUGUA
Molecule: messenger RNA, 5423 nt
Organism: Spodoptera exigua (beet armyworm)
Lineage: Eukaryota; Metazoa; Arthropoda; Insecta; Lepidoptera; Noctuidae
Source: the annotation of a GenBank genome assembly